AUGACUUUUGCUACUUAUAAUGGAGCACCAAAUGGCAUACCUGUUGGACACGAAAACAUUGCGACAUUGCUUCCCGGAGUAUUUUGGGAUCAAGAUUUAAAUGAUGUCCGCAACUUGGCGCCGGAUUCAAAGUGCAAGCUCUUUUAUGCAGAGCAUAAUGAUGCCACACGUCCAGGUCAAAUCGCUGAGGCGACGUAUAACAUGAAAUACCCAACGGUAGCCCUAGAGCAUUCUCGCCAUGUUAAAUCAGUCCGAUGUCCUAGGCCAGAUCAUAUCAAUAUUACAUUCAGGAGCAAACAAGCAUACCAAUGGGCGAAGAAGUACUGGAUCCCUUUCAACGCGAAAAGCAACGAUACGAUGGUGUUCGUGGGGAAAUUUAAGGGUUGCAACCCGACAAAAUUGGGCGAGAUGAGGAGCUGGAGCUUGGUCGACGAUUUGACCUUUAAUGAUGUUACUUUCACUGCCGAUGCAGUUAUCCAAUAUAGCGAUAUCAAGGAUGUCGUCAAGGAGGCAACGAUAAGAUUCGGGAAAUAUCUCCCAAAAUCGCAGUCGGACUUAGGGGAUAGCCCUCCAGCUCCGACUCCUAUUCAGCAAUAUCAAGCACCGUAUUAUGCAUCAGCCACGGCAGAAAUUGCUAAACCUACCGGAUAUCAGGGUCAAUACUUAGCAGACUAUGGGAAAUGGGGAGCUGAUUUUGAUACCCAAAAGGAUGACCACAUUGGCUAUGUUGACGCAUCUAAGCCAAUCAUCACCCCAGCGCCUGAAAUCCGAGGGCCAAAUAUUAGUAAGAGGUGGGGCUGGAACCCUUGGGAAAAUAUUACAUCAGCCUUUAAAGCCGUAACCUCGGAGGUCAAACAGAUCGUACCAGUUGUUUCUUCUGUCCUCUCGGGUGGGGCGUCGGCAAUCGAGGGAGGUGUCAAGGCUAUUUCAACCGACGCAGUGGACGUUCUGAAUGACUUCACCACCUACACAAAGAAAUUUGAUUUACCAUCGUUCAAGAUCAAAGUUGACGUGGAUGACGACCUUACACCGUGGGACAAUCUUCGCGGCAAGCUACUAAUUAAUAACAUUGCUGAUGUCACGUUGUAUUGUGUUGAGUGUGGUGCGGAGGGUACUGCCCAUUUUUCUGCCAGCAUUACCUUCUCUCUCACUCGUGGAAUCCAAGCCGGCUCUAUCGAUUUUGAAGGAAAUAUCAAAGCGAGAUUCUCACUUGGAAUUGUCAAUAACAAUAGAAACAUCAAUAUCCCAUUGGCUGGCGACAUUAAGUACGAACUGUUUAACAUGGGUCUUCCUAGUCUUUCGAUCCCGAAUGUCCUAACGAUUGGCCCUUACAUUGCAUUGGACGUUGUUGGAACGGUUUCAAUGGGUGCGACAGGCCUUAUCCGUGCUGGGUUCGAGCUUGAAAUUGAAAAGCCUCGCUUCCAUGCGGACCUUAAAAACAUAUCCCGGAGUACAGCUACCGGCUGGGUACCCAAGUUCAGGCCAAUAUUCUCUCUGGACGGUAAUCUGACUGUGAAUGCAGAGCUGAAAACUCCCCUCUCCCUCAAUUUUGGCAUCAACAUUCUAAAAGGAAAGUUUGAGACCUCGCUUUCUGUCUCUGAGGCUCCAACAGUCAAACUUAGCCUAACCAAUGGCUUCGAUGGGGCUAUAAAUCCCAAAGCAUUGGAAAAUCCCCGAGUUGGUUUGAUCAAUGGAACCUUUACGCCAACUACGGGAACGUGCCCCGGGUCCGUUUUGGGUAUGCGCGUGGGUCUUGACACCGUUAUGCAAGUCAAAGGAUUGCCAUUUACCUUUCCACUACUCAGAAUAGAUCUGUAUAGAAAUGAAUGGUGUAUAAAUCCUAAUAUCAAACUCGCCAGGCAUUCCCUCUGGACUUUGUUCAAUACACCAACACGCAGGUCUACGAUCGACUCUCCGGACUCUGGAUACUUAGUUGGUCAUGUUGAUUACCCCGUCGGUGACCUUUCACUCGUCAGUGGUACCAACGGAAAUAUCUACGUCGAUUCUUCGACUAUUCCAGAAGGUUCUUCUGGGAACGAUACGUCAUAUAAGUGGCUGCACUGGAAUAAUCUUGUAGUAGGCACGAGUGAUGGUAGGCUGCUUUACACUUACGCCGAUGAGCUUCUCGAGCACGGCGUGUCAAGGUUUCGUCUUGCUCCAUGGGAGCGCCUUCCGGUGUCUGCAGAACAGGUCGUUAUUAUUCCAAAUAACAAUGCGAUGACCGCUUAUACUAUCGAGGAGAAAGGAACCAUUCUAUAUCCCGUAGUAUGUGCAUAUACAAGCCAGCCAUCCAAGGUUUUCUUAGUCCGAGACCCGAUUGAAGGUGUCAAGAAGUUGGAGAGUAGAGAUCUACAGGAUACAAUUACGGGUGGGCGGGUUCGCGCUUGCGCCUUCAUUCCCUGGCAAAGCUCCCAGCUUCAACAGUUUACUCUGCCUACCAUGUAA
This is a messenger RNA of Orbilia oligospora ATCC 24927, 2445 nucleotides long. RefSeq lists its product as uncharacterized. The transcript has 3 exons. The record is from RefSeq and is a predicted model, not a curated record. NCBI's taxonomy places the organism in Eukaryota, Fungi, Ascomycota, Orbiliomycetes, Orbiliales, Orbiliaceae. The coding region runs from base 1 to 2445 and encodes 814 amino acids.